AUAUAACGACGAAGAGGUCAGAGACAUUCCACUAUAUAUAUUUCUAAGAGGUCGUAUGCAUUCAUAUCUGUUAAGUUUCUCUCUCUCUCUCUCUCUUCCACUUCAUGCACGUAGAGUGAGAGUGACUACCAGAUUCUUCAAUGGCUUCCACGAAACGCGAACUACCCAAAGCAGAAAGCGGUGAACCUGAAACCAAGAAGACAAAGUUCGACAAAACGGAGUCGAAAGCGAAGACGGUCGUCGAGCUUAACCCUGCUGAUUGCGAUUUAGAUUUCAAUGUCGAAGGCAAUGGUCUACAAGGUUCUGCACUUCAUGAGCAAGGUUUUGCUUAUUGCUGGUCUGGUGCUCGUGCCAAUGUGGGAAUAACUGGGGGGAAGUAUUGUUUUGGUUGCAAAAUCAUUUUAGCCCAGCCAGUUGUAAUGGAAGACACUAAUCUUGACCAGCAGCAUGUGUGUCGUCUUGGCAUCUCGAGAGGGGAUGAUUCAGUGGGAAACCUUGGGGAGACUCCGCACAGCUUUGGGUUCGGUGGCACUGGAAAAUUUUCUAAGGCAGGGAAGUUCUCUGAUUAUGGUGAGAAAUAUGGGGUUGGCGAUACAAUUGUCUGUGCUGUAAAUCUAGAAAAUAAACCAUUGGCUUCCAUUGGUUUUUCAAAGAAUGGGAAAUGGUUGGGUACUGCAAUUCAUUUUAAUGCAGGGCCGAGGGGUCUUGGGGUAGUGGACUCUCCAACAAGAAAGCUACAAUGGGAAUCAGCACUGUUUCCCCAUGUUCUGUUGAAAAAUGUUGUAGUCCAGGUUCAAUUUAGCAUUGAAGAUGGACUGGUUCCUGAACAAGGUUACAAACCUUGGGCUUCUGCUAUUGACGAUGGAAAUGCAAUAAUGGGACCCACCUUUUCUAAUCAAAGGGAUUGUGAAGUGAUGAUGAUGGUUGGUUUACCUGCUUCUGGCAAGACAACUUGGGCAGAGAAAUGGGUGAAGGAUCACCCUGAGAAAAGAUAUGUAUUGCUUGGAACAAACCUAGCUCUGGAUCAAAUGAAGGUACCUGGUCUUCUGCGUAAGCAAAAUUAUGGUGAAAGAUUUGAUCGCUUGAUGGACCGUGCAACUGGGAUUUUUAAUACCUUAUUAUUAAGGGCUUCCAAGACAAGUCGUAAUUACAUCCUUGAUCAGACAAAUGUCUACAAGAGUGCUCGGAAACGUAAACUGAGGCCUUUUGCAAACUAUAGGAAGAUUGCCGUUGUGGUAUUUCCAAAACCAGAGGAGCUCACGGCUCGUUCAGAGAAAAGAUUCAAAGAAAUGGGAAAGGAGGUUCCGGCUGAAGCAGUAAAUGAAAUGUUAGCCAAUUUUGCUUUGCCUGUGAGCAAGGACAUGGCUGGUGCAGAUGAGUAUUUUGAUCAAGUUAUGUUUCCAGAACACAGCAGAGUAGAAAUACAAAAAUAUUUGUAUGAGAUGAAGCGCUCCCUAGAAUCCACAAGGAACUCAAUGAACAACACUUCACCUUAUUCGCGUGAAAGUUCUGUUCAGUCAUAUGGUACUUCUGUUCAGUCAUAUGGUACACGUGCAACAACUACACCUUAUUCUGGUGGAAACCCUAUCCAGUCAUAUUGUGGCACUUCAAUACAUAAUCAAGGAACAGUACCAGUUGCUGGUGGACAUUGUCAAAGUUCUCAUCCACCCCAGCCUCCGUUGAACUAUGGUUACCAAAGUCCUUGGCAGGCGAGCUCUGCAUAUUUGGGAGCUGAACCACUUGGAAGAACAGAAUCAUUUUCUUCCAAUCAAAGUCCUGCAUUGAGAGACGUUCCUUUUGGAAACUACUCAAGCACUGGUGGUUCUCUUCAUAGAGGUGACUUCAAAGGGUAUGGGAGUUACGAUGCAUAUGGUCACAUGAGAAAUGACAAUGCAAGUAGUAUUGCCAUUCCUGGGGGUGCUACUGACUCUUAUGGUACCUAUGGAGCGGGUGAUCUCUAUAACCAUCCCAGCGCUCACAUGAGAAAUGACAAUGCAAGUAGAAUUGCCAUUCCUGGGGGUGCUACUGACUCUUAUGGUACCUAUGGAGCGGGUGAUCUCUAUAACCAUCCCAGCGCUCAGAAUAGGAAUUUUAUUCCCGGGGGUGCAACUACAGGAGCUACCUAUGGAGAGAGUGCUCUCUAUAACCAGGGUUCUUACCAGGGUGGUUCACUCUCUUACAACUCUCAUGGUGGACAUAGUGGCUCGGGAAGCCCCCUAGUUAAUCUGCAAUCUCCAAGACAACAGACAUUUCUGCAGCCACCUCCAAUUACAUAUGAUUCGCAAUAUGCAUCUCCGGUUCCAAGGCCUCCAACUGGAAAUAUUCCGACUUACACACAGUAUUCUGGAGGUUAUGGUCCGCCUCGUCCAUACUGAUGGCUGUUAGAAUGUUGUCGGCUGGUUGUGAAAACUGCAAGGGAGAGCUCUUGGUUUCAUGAUGUCUAUGGUAUAAAGUAUAAUGGGAACAGCUAUAGUUCUAGGAAUCAAAAGGUGGAAAAAGACUCAACUGACUGAAACUUUUUCAAGCAUUAGCUAGAAUCCAAGGCCCUUUGUCAUGACUAAUAUUACUGGUUUGUUUUCUUUUGUGGACAUACUACAUCUAUAAAGCAAUAUAAGUUUCCACUUUAA
Molecule: messenger RNA, 2627 nt
Organism: Cornus florida
Lineage: Eukaryota; Viridiplantae; Streptophyta; Magnoliopsida; Cornales; Cornaceae
Exons: 9
Coding region: 141-2375 (744 amino acids)
Molecular function (GO): protein binding
Source: RefSeq, a predicted model, not a curated record